UAAUAAUUUGUUUCCAUUUUAAUCUGCUGUAGAUCGAUUCAAUCCACCAAUAAUUUACGGUUAAUGCCAUCAAAUUUUUCGAAAUUAUUCAUUGUUAUUGUUGGAAUUCAUUAUGACAAAAAUAAUAUAAAAAAUAUUCCUUUUCUAUGUUCAACGGAAUUAACCUAUGUAUCAAAGAUUAUCCUUAAUCUUUGCUAUUUAUAUUUACAAUUCUUUCGUUUUCAAAAACCUCAAAUAAUGAACAUGUUUAUUACUUUGAGUUAAUAACGAAAUGGUAAUAAAUAAGAAAGUGCUCAAGUCAAACAAUAAUUUCAUGGUAUUCUUGGAUUCAAAUAGUCAGGAACUUUUCAAUGGCAGGAAACUUUUGGCAAAGUUCUCAUCAUCAGCAAUGGCUUUUAGACAAACAAGAUUUGAUUCGAGAAAGAAGACAUGAUCUUUCCAUUUUGACAGAGGAAGAAUACCAGAAAAUUUUUAUAUUUUUUGCAAGUGUUAUUCAAACAUUAGGUGAACAGCUGAAAUUAAGGCAACAAGUUAUAGCUACUGCCACAGUAUACUUCAAGAGAUUUUAUGCUAGAAAUUCAUUAAAAUGUAUUGAUCCUCUCCUUUUAGCUCCUACUUGUAUAUUUUUAGCUUCUAAAGUUGAAGAAUUUGGUGUCAUUUCAAAUUCAAGACUGAUAACAACCUGCCAAACUGUUAUAAAGAAUAAGUUUAAUUAUGCAUAUCUUCAGGAGUUCCCUUAUAGAACCAAUCAUAUACUGGAAUGUGAAUUCUAUCUUUUAGAAAAUUUAGAUUGUUGUCUAAUUGUCUACCAGCCUUAUAGACCAUUGUUGCAAUUCAUACAAGAUAUGGGACAUGAAGAACAACUCCUCACUCUUGCAUGGAGGGUAGUAAAUGAUUCUCUACGAACAGAUGUAUGCCUUCUAUAUCCUCCUUAUCAAAUAGCAAUUGGAGCUCUUCAAAUAGCUUGUGUCAUUCUGCAGAAGGACCACAAAACAUGGUUUGCAGAGCUCAAUGUAGAUAUUGAAAAAAUUCAGGAAAUCGCAAGAUACAUAAUGAAUUUGUUUGACCUAUGGAAAACUUAUGAUGAAAAAAAAGAGAUUCAAGGUUUAUUAAAUAAGAUGCCAAAACCCAAGCCUGCACCUCAAAGAUGAAUUGUGUUAUUGAAUUAAACAAACAAAUUUUCUAGAAUAAAUUGAUUACUUAAAUCUA
This is a messenger RNA of Harmonia axyridis, 1209 nucleotides long. Its product is annotated as cyclin-C. Gene Ontology annotation, molecular function: cyclin-dependent protein serine/threonine kinase regulator activity. NCBI's taxonomy places the organism in Eukaryota, Metazoa, Arthropoda, Insecta, Coleoptera, Coccinellidae. The transcript is spliced from 4 exons. The record is from RefSeq and is a predicted model, not a curated record. The coding region runs from base 351 to 1151 and encodes 266 amino acids. Gene Ontology annotation, biological process: positive regulation of transcription by RNA polymerase II. Gene Ontology annotation, cellular component: mediator complex; nucleus.